This is a messenger RNA of Cucurbitaria berberidis CBS 394.84, 1758 nucleotides long. RefSeq names its product propionyl-CoA carboxylase-like protein. The record is from RefSeq and is a predicted model, not a curated record. Lineage: Eukaryota; Fungi; Ascomycota; Dothideomycetes; Pleosporales; Cucurbitariaceae. Gene Ontology annotation, molecular function: propionyl-CoA carboxylase activity. Bases 1 to 1758 code for a protein of 585 amino acids. The transcript has 3 exons.
AUGGCCGGCGAUGAUCAAUCCCCCUCAUCGAAGGAAGCGUCCAAAUCACCUUCUACUGCGCAAGACCGACUUACCCAAGUGAGCGCCCACGUUGCUCCUAACACGCCCAAGCGUCGAAGGAGGAAAGGGGGCGACUCAGACCUCCCCGCCGACUACUCCGACAUCCUCAGCCAGAUUACGACGCUCCGCAACAUCGCAGCAACGCCCGAUACCAAUAACAGAGGCUAUAUACGGCAGAAGCAGGCAGGCAAGCUAUGGGUGAGGGAGCGGGUGGACCAAUUGCUAGACCCAGGGAGUUUCCAGGAAGUUGGCAGUGUGAGCGGCACGGUCAAGUGGAAGCAGUUGGGGCCAGUCAAAGAAGAGCCAGUCGAGUAUGUGCCGUCAAACAACGUGCAAGGCUUCGGACGAUUACGAGGGCGGAAGAUUGUCUUCACGGCUGACGAUUUCUCAAUUCGCGCCGGUCACGCUGAUGGCGCGCUGAUGGACAAGACCGUGUACAUGGAGAAGCUAGCGAUAGCACUCAAAUUACCCAUAGUCAAGCUUGUCGAUGGUUCAUCUGGUGGAGGCUCCGUCACCACCAUCCGCUCCACCGGCUACUCCUAUGUGCCCCCGCUACCUUCCUUCACACAAGUUGUCCAGCAGCUCAACAUGGGCAUACCGAAUCUUGGCGCAGUGCUCGGACCAGCGAUCGGGCUCGGUGCCGCACGGGUGGUAGCAUGCCACUUCUCCGUCAUGGCCGCCGAUAUAGGCUCCCUAUUUAAUGCCGGACCAAGUGUAGUCAAGAACGCUACAUUUGAGGAAGGACUAUCCUUCACUGAUCUAGGAGGUCCAGCAAUGCACUGCACAAACGGGACUAUUGACAACCUAGCCCCUGAUGAAGCAGGAUGCUUCGAGCAGCUACGAACAGUUCUAAGCUAUCUUCCAGACUGUGGCACUAAGCUCCCUCCAACAGUCGACUGCUCAGAUCCAAUUGACCGCAUAUCGGAAAAUCUUCGAUCGAUCAUCCCGCGUGCUAAGACUCGGAUGUAUAACCCACGCGCAAUCAUUACUGAAGUUGUAGACCAAGGCUCAUUCUUCGAGAUUGGGUCACUUUGGGGUACCACUUCCAUUGUUGGCCUGGCCAGGUUUUCCGGCAAACCAGUCGGUGUCGUCUCGCUCAACUGCGAAGUUAACGCAGGUGCGCUGGAUGCAUUUGGAUCGCAGAAAAUCACACGCAUGCUUAAGUUUUUGGAUGUUUUCAACAUCCCUCUCAUCCAAUUCGUAGACGUGCCUGGCUACGCGAUUGGCACGGUCGCAGAGCGCAGUGCAACGAUGCGGCACGGUGUCACACUCGCCGCAACAUAUUAUAGCACUACAAUGCCAAUCUUCAGCGUCAUCGUUCGACGCGUGUACGGCGUAGCAGGCGGCCUUAUGCUCGAUUGCCGCGACCCCCGAAUGCGCAUCGCCUGGCCAUCAGGUAUGUGGGGAUCGCUUCCGCUCGAAGGCGGCAUCGAAGUCGGGCACUCCUUCGAACUCAAGGAAAUUGAACGCCAGCACGGCAAAGAGAAACGAGCCGAGCGGUAUGCAGAACUGGAGAGCGAGUAUAGACGGCUUAUGAACCCUGUUCGAACAGCGAACCAUUUUGGUGUUGAGGAGAUUGUUGACCCAGCGUUCACAAGACAUGUACUCUGUGAGUGGGUGAUGCAUGUAUACGAGAGCUUACUUCCUGAAAGGAUCAUGGAGAGAGUUGCUGGGAAGCUUCAGCCAACUUUCGCGUAG